AUGGGUUGCGGUGUUGGUUUUCUCAAAUUCCUCCUCAUCGGUCUCUGUGUUCUCUACGGGGUACUGGCAAUCGCCUUCUCCGCGGCCGGCAUCUACCUCAUUGUGCAAGUGCAAAAGAUACCCGAUCUUGGUGAUGAGGCAAAAUGGGCUCCUGCAAUCUUUCUAACCAUUGGCAUUUUCCUCGGAGUUGUCGCUACUUUCGGUUGUGCAGGCGCAGUGACGGGAAAUAAGUGCCUUCUUAUCAUUUUCGCCACAGUGACAAUCGUCAUGCUGGUGGCAACAUUUGUCUUCGGUAUAGCAAUUUUGGUUGUUGGUUCGAAGAUGGGCGACAAGUUGCUGGAGCUUCUGAGUAAGGCUUUCAAAAAGGGUGAGGAUGCAGCACACACGUGGUUGGGUCCUAUUGAGAAAACGCUUAAAUGCUGCGGAAUCAACGACAAAGCCGAUUACACUAGUGCUCUUCCAAGUACAUGCUGUCUGGAUGAACCUGAUUCCUGUCUUGCAGCAGAUGCUUACAGCGAAGGCUGUGGCACGAAAGUCGUGAAUAAGAUGAUGGAGUCCUCAAAGGCAAUUGGCGCAUGUUGCAUCCUCCUUGCGAUUGUUCAAGUCAUUGCGGUCAUUGGGGCGUACAUGUUGAUGUCAAAGUCAGCCUCCUAUGAACAGGUCUAA
This is a messenger RNA of Dibothriocephalus latus, 666 nucleotides long. The record is from the annotation of a GenBank genome assembly. NCBI's taxonomy places the organism in Eukaryota, Metazoa, Platyhelminthes, Cestoda, Diphyllobothriidea, Diphyllobothriidae.